Cydia amplana is the source of this 410-nucleotide messenger RNA. RefSeq lists its product as uncharacterized. Bases 89 to 406 code for a protein of 105 amino acids. Lineage: Eukaryota; Metazoa; Arthropoda; Insecta; Lepidoptera; Tortricidae. The transcript is spliced from 3 exons. The record is from RefSeq and is a predicted model, not a curated record.
CCAGGGGUUUUCGAUGCACACAUGUGACCCUUUAUGGGCCAUAGGAAUAUGAAGACCGCUUCUUGUAUAUCUUUUCCAUCACGGAACAAUGGUAUUCCGGACCUUUGGGAGGCGUGCGCGGAGCCGUAGGCAACACAUACGGGAUCAUGUCAAUUACGUGGACGAUUCGUAUGGUGGGACAACCUACGACGCCUUUAUAUGGAGCAACAGCGUUAGUCGAGACUACUUCGAGCCGCUGGCAUGUGUGCCCAUCAGCGAAAUAGUGUACAUUAGAUAUGGGAACAUAUCAACUACAUCAUUAACAUGGACGCGUCGUACGGCAGGGCAACCCACGACGCCUUCAUAUGGAGCAACAGCAUUAGUCAAGACUACUUCGAGCAGCGGGCAUGUGGUACCAGCGAAAUAGCGUA